AUUACAUAAAAAUAGGUGAUUUCCCUAGACAGCCCCUCACCUUUAAAUUAUAGAGAUUACUUACUCGAGGGGUUGAAUGGUAGUUUCAGAAUUGAUUGCAAUUUGGGGCAUCGUCUCCUUCUCCUUCCUCAUAUCCUGCAAUUCCAGAUUCUUCCGGCGCAAAUUCAUUUAUAUUAUUUGUUGCAAUCUCAAAUUGAGUUGAACUGUUUCCUCCUCAGAGGAGGACUUAGCCGGAGGUUAGGAGAGAUGCCCUUGUAUCAAUAAUUUGUUGAAUAUUCAUGGCCAAUUCUCAGGCUCAACAUCGCUGCGUUUUUGUUGGGAAUAUACCGUAUGACGCUACUGAAGAACAGCUUAAAGAGAUAUGUGAGGAAGUUGGUCCAGUCGUUUCCUUCAGGUUAGUCAUUGAUAGAGAAACUGGAAAACCAAAAGGUUAUGGAUUUUGCGAGUACAAGGAUGAGGAGACUGCUUUAAGUGCUCGUAGGAAUCUCCAGGGGUAUGAGAUUAAUGGAAGACAAUUACGAGUUGAUUUUGCUGAAAAUGACAAGAAUGCCGAUAGGAAUCGUGAUCAAGUAUAAACUUCAAUUUGAAAAACAUUGUUGUAGUACUUUGCUCCAUUUUCCAUGCAGUGACAUCUUUUUUAAUUUCUUUCUUAUCAGGAUUGCUACUGAAUGAGCUUCCUUACUAUGCUGUUAAAACUGUUGUGUAGUUAUUGUGGGUUGCUAAUACACCUCAGAACUAAGUGUACAGAAACCAUUAGUACAAUUCAACUAGAAUGACCCUAUGGCAUUUAGGGUCAUUUGACCAUUCUGCCAAGCUGUACGAGAAAGAUAUUUAAACUAGUUGCUGUUAGAUUUAGGAGUAAUAAAUUAAUAAACUGCUUGAAUCUGUUCUCAACGAUCAUGUAACUUUGUCUUUUUUUUUUCUUUUUUUUUUGUGUGUGUCUAUUUUUGCCUUUUAUUUGGUGAUCGAAUCCAACAGGUUAAAUUAGUUGUGGUCUUACAUCGUUUUUAUAUCCAAGCAAUCAAGGCCCUUUUGUGUUUCGUCUUAAAAAUUUGUUAGUGCAUUAUAACUCAGAGCAUGACAACAAUAAUAACUACCGAGCUUUCAUCCCACUUUGUGUGUCCACUCUUCUUAAAACAUGUCAACUUUCAGUAUGUAUCAGCAAUAUGUUUAUUGAUCCAUUUCUCUUGCAGGGUCGUGGAGGACCUGGUAUGGUUGCAAAUGCUGUAGUGGGUGAUUCUAGCCUUAACCAGGCAAUCGGUGUAUCAGUAGCUAUGUCUGCUGGAACUGUAUUAGCUCAAGCUCUUGGAGCUCCCCAGAUAAAUAUCCAUAGUCAGCCAACACCAGCUGGUGAUCCUCUAACUCUGCAUUUGGCUAAAAUGUCAAAGAACCAGCUAAUUGAGAUUGUAUCUGAGAUGAAGGCAAUGGCCACACAAAACAAGGAGCAAGCUCGUCUGCUAUUUCUAGCAUGCCCACCCUUGUCUAAAGCUAUACUACAGGCAUUGAUAUUGCUGGGACUGGUACCACCCCAUAUGCUCCAGAUGCCUAAUAUUAGGCAGGCUUCUGGAUCUUUGCAGCCAUUACGGCCAGAGGGUAUGGUCAGUCAACUUUCAGCGACUCAAAACCUUGCCGGGGUUCCCCCUAUUCCUCACGAUAUUGUGCAAUAUAAUACACCAGACAAUCCACUUUCUGCUGAUCGUCCAAUUUCUAUGUUAAAUAACCAGCAGGCUGUAAACGCUCAAUUUCUAGGGCAACCACUUAUUCAGUUGCCAAAUCUUUUGCAUCAAGGCCAAUCAUUAAUGCAUUCUGGCAAUUUCAAUUUGCCAACGAUUCGCCCUCAACCGCAGGGUAAUUUUCCCUUUAGACCGCCGGUGGCGACCUCGUUAUUGAUGCAGCAAGGGCAUCAGUUACAACAAUUAGGGCCAGUCACUCGUCCGGCAGUCCUGGAUCAAGGAUUUCAGCUUGGUGGUUCAUUUUUAUCCGGUGUCCCAGAUAGUAUCAGUAAAGAUCCCCGCAAACAAGUUAUUAACUCAAGAGUCAAUGAUAACCUUGAUCCAAGGAACCACCCUUCAAAACUAAUGAGAUUGAAUGAUGGUAGGCCUGUUGCUUCCUCCUCACCAGAAAAUGCAGGCGGUACGUCUGGAAAUCAACAAGCUGCAGUAUCUGACAAACAAGCACUCCAGCUUCCGCCUGAUGUGGAGUCUGCUCUACUCGAGCAAGUGCUCAAUCUUACGUCUGAGCAGUUGAGUUCGUUGCCUCCAGAUCAGCAACAAGAAGUCAUUCAACUCCAGCAGAUGCUUCGGCAGGCUUCAUAAUGUAAAGUCUGAAUAACUCAUAUUCAAGAUAUUGAGUUCACAACGUGAUCAGCAGCAAGAAAUUAAUUCCAGAUGCUUCGGCAGGCAUGACAUUAGGCUGAAGCACGAUGAUGGUUCCUUCUGAUCUCAUGGCUACGUUGACUGUUUGAUCUGACCUCAGAGCAUGACAUUUCCUGGGGUAUUGUCAUUUUAGUGUAGAGAAUUUUUUUUUAAUACGACAAGAUUGUUACACAGCAUCAUGCGUGAGAGUUGAGAACUUGUUUGCACACACAAAAUCAGACACGAGGGAAAAUUUUGAUUUUGCUAUUUUUUUUGUUGCUCGGUUGGAACUGCAAAAUGUCAUUCUCUUGGGAUGUUAAAUGAAAGAUUUCAUAUUGGAGCUGUUUUUUUUUGAGCAAAGACAGUUCAGUGACAAUAAUGAGAAUUGUUAUUUGAGAAAUUCGUUUCUUCACUACUAUUGCAACA
Oldenlandia corymbosa var. corymbosa is the source of this 2780-nucleotide messenger RNA. The record is from the annotation of a GenBank genome assembly. NCBI's taxonomy places the organism in Eukaryota, Viridiplantae, Streptophyta, Magnoliopsida, Gentianales, Rubiaceae.